Messenger RNA from Abrus precatorius (Indian licorice), 1164 nucleotides. RefSeq names its product protein FAR-RED IMPAIRED RESPONSE 1-like. Lineage: Eukaryota; Viridiplantae; Streptophyta; Magnoliopsida; Fabales; Fabaceae. Gene Ontology annotation, molecular function: zinc ion binding. The transcript is spliced from 2 exons. Gene Ontology annotation, biological process: regulation of DNA-templated transcription. The record is from RefSeq and is a predicted model, not a curated record. The coding region runs from base 1 to 1164 and encodes 387 amino acids.
AUGCAUGUAAGAAGAACUCUUGAUUUACACAGUGAGGCAGGAGUGAGGAUAAACAAGACUUUUCAAACCCUUGUUCAUGAUGUUGGUGGACAUGAUAAUUUGAAAUUUGUAGAAAAGGAUGUGAGAAACUACAUUAACAAGGAAAGACGUUUGAUUGCCAAGGAAGGAGAUUCAAAAGCAUUGGUAGAUUAUUUUUGUAGGAUGAAGGAAGAAAAUAGUCAGUUCUGGUAUGAUAUUGAUGUUGAUGAAGACUUUUGCAUAAGAAAUAUAUUUGGGCAGAUGCUAGAAGUUGAGUUGCAUAUGAAUCUUUUGGAGAUAUCAUGCAUGUGUGGGAAGGCACCCAAUGGGAUUGUGACUGAGCAAUGCAAGGCAAUACAAAAUGCUAUUGCAAUAGCUUUGCCUAAUACUCAGCACAGAUGGUGUUUAUGGCAUAUAAUGAAAAAAAUUCCAGAAAUACUGAAGGGAUAUGGUCAAUAUAAACAAAUCAAAUCAACAAUGAAAGAUGUUGUUUAUGAUAGUGUAAUGAAGGAUGAUUUUGAAGAGAAAUGGUAUUCUUUCUUGAAGAAGUUUGAUGUUAAACAAAAUCAAUGGUUGUGUGGAUUAUUCAAAGACCGGCAUAGAUGGGUGCCAAUAUAUUUAAAACAAGAUUUUUGGGCUGGACUAUCAACCACACAAAGAAGUGAGAGCGUACACGCCUUUUUUCAUGGAUAUUUAAACUCGAAGACAAGCCUACAACAGUUUGUGAAGCAAUAUGACAAUACAUUAAAGAGCAAAGUGGAGAAGGAAGUGGAAGCUGACUUUCGCACAAUGAACACGACAAUUCAGUAUGGGUCAAACUCCCUUAUUGAAAGACAAUUUCAAGCUGAGUAUACAAAGGCCAAGUUUGCUGAAGUUCAAGCAGAAUUUAGAGGUAAAAUGAACUGUGCUACAGCAAAAAAAUUUGAGGUUGGAACUAUCAUUUCAUAUAAUGUGUGCGAGGAUUUUAUAUUUAGUAAUCAGAUGAAAGAAGCCAAGUUUGAGGUUAUUUUUAAUAGAGAAAGUAAGGACAUUAGUUGUCAGUGCUUGCUAUUUGAAUUCAGAGGUAUAAUGUGCAGACAUUCUCUUUCGGUGCUUGGAAUUGAAAGAGUUAAACAAAUAUCUUCUAAGUAUAUUUUCAGUAGAUGA